AUGAAAAUUUUUUUUUUAAUUUUUUUUUUUUUUUUAAUUAGUAAUAAUAAAAAUGUAUCCUCAUCUAAUGAAAAUAAUUUUGAUAACCCAAAUAAUUUUUUGGUUCUCAGUAAAAUAAAAAUAACAUCUUUAUAUUAUAUAGGGAAUAAAAGAGAAGAAAAAAAUAUAUUAAGUAGAACAAUAGAAGAAAAUGAAAAUUCCUAUAUUUUAAUAGAUAAGAAAGUAAGUUUCUAUGACAUGAUAAAUAUUAGUUGUUCAUUUAAAAUAAAAAAGGAUUUUGAUAAAGCAAAAUUGAGAAUAAUUUUAAUAAAGAAUUUAAUGGGAAAUAAUAAGGAAUAUAAAAAUUCUUCAUAUGAUAUAAAAGAAUUAAAAAAAAAUGAAACAUUUAUAUUUACAAAUGAAUUUAGGAAUAAUUUAGUUAUUUCUAAUUUAUCAAUUUUAGUUGUAAAUAUGAUAGCUCUUAAUGGGUAUUAUAAUUUUGAUAUUUUUAUAACAGAUGGCAAUAAUUAUAUAAAAAUACCUUUUAUUAAAAUUUUUUUACAUUUUUAUAAUAAUAUAUCAAUAACAAAAUAUCCUAUAAAAAAGGAAAAUAUGAUAAUAAUGCUUACUAUGAGAAAAUAUUUAAUUAGGAAUUAUAAAAAAAACUUAUUACAAAGUGUUGUUUAUAAUUACAGAUAUUAUUAUUCACUUCCAUUAGUUCAAGAAAAUAAAAAUUAUGAAAAAUAUAAACAAAUUGACACGAAACUAAUUAUAUUAUUUUUACUUCUAAUGGCAUAUUUAUUUAUAGUAUAUAUUUAUUUGAUUUUUAUUUAUUUGAAAUAUAAUAUUAAAAAUAUUCAUACAAAUUAUUGUAAUUAUGUAUUCAUAUUUUCUUUAAUGUCAAUUAUGUUUCUGUUCAUUUUAUAUGAUCUUUUUUUUAAUAUUAUUCAAAUAUCCUAUAUUUUUAUUUUUUCAUUUACUUUUUUUUUGGUAAUUUUUUACAAAACUUUGAUAAGUUUAAGGGAAUUUAGGAAAUGUGAAUAA
This is a messenger RNA of Plasmodium relictum, 1023 nucleotides long. Its product is annotated as conserved Plasmodium protein, unknown function. NCBI's taxonomy places the organism in Eukaryota, Apicomplexa, Aconoidasida, Haemosporida, Plasmodiidae. The record is from RefSeq and is a predicted model, not a curated record. The transcript has a single exon. Bases 1 to 1023 code for a protein of 340 amino acids.